Molecule: messenger RNA, 1130 nt
Organism: Colias croceus (clouded yellow)
Lineage: Eukaryota; Metazoa; Arthropoda; Insecta; Lepidoptera; Pieridae
Exons: 3
Coding region: 130-978 (282 amino acids)
Source: RefSeq, a predicted model, not a curated record
GUAGUGUGUUGUGUUUAUAUCUAAAAUUGAAAUAUAUUUCAAAGCAUUUAUUAUUUGUAUGUAAUUAGCAAAUGGUUUAAAUGUGAUGGACUGAUAUUUCCAACAAGAUUCGGUGUUAUAUUUAGAACUAUGGCGCUUAGUGCUUUAGCGGAAGAAUAUUUCAGUACACUCAACCCUAUUGCAGCAAAAAUUCAUGAGGAUAUAGUUGAAACACGGAAUUCCUAUGAAAACAUUUGGGACUCGCUUUCCGAAAAGGAAAAGGCGGAAAUUAUAAACGAAUCCAUUAUCAAACCGGAUAUUGCAUUAAAAUAUGCACUGCUCGAUACACUGGAUUUCGAUAUCAACGAUCCACCAGUUCACAAAGACGACUUGAUGUCUUUCUUUUGCCGUGAACAAGGCUUGAAGAUAAUACAAGAUGAGAACGGUUCAUAUAGAGAUGAAUACUCCGCGCCGUUUCUAUACCAAACGAAGAGUCAACUGAACUUAUGUAUUUUCGCCGAAAACCGCAAGAACAAAGACGUCCAGUGUUCUUCGCCACCUCCGGUCAUGUCAGAACUAGCGUUAUCCCAUUCGAAAGUUGUAAACGAACUUAAAAACGCGUUAAAAUCUCACGAUGUUCUAAAAAGCACAUAUAAAGACUCGAAUAGAGAGGUGGUGUCACCUACAAGUUUUAUCAGCAAGUUUAUGGGAAAUUUUAAACAGAAAGAUGAAGAACGAGAGUGUUUGGUGUCCACUGGGCCGGCUCAGAUUGUAGCGUCCUCAGAUAACUUCUUCCGUACGAACUAUAAGAGUCCACAGAAUGAGAAAUACGAGAAGGACUAUCGGAGCAGCGUUGUUAAAUCUAGUAGUGAUCUAUCAGAAGAGAACCGUGGCCUACUCUCCAGUCAGGCAUCGUCUGGUACGGACUUUCAUUCAACGGAAACCUUAACAGAUUCAGCUUUGCCAAAGACGGGGUACGACUUUUUGGAUAACUGGUAAAAAAUAAUGGAAACUAUGCUAUUAAAGUAUGUUAUAUCAAUGUUUUAAAACUUAGAAGACUUCAAUAUUACAUAGUAAGUUUUUUUUAGUUUGCAUCUGUACUAAGACUCGAUAAUGAAAUGAGACUACAUUUUUUUUAUAUUCUUUUUUAA